AUGGCUCACAAGACAGCUGGCGGCAACGCCGCGUUCCACAACUUCAACAAUGACUUCGCGCAUAUUGAAGACCCUAAUGAACGACGCCGGCUUGCACUGGCUGAGAUCGACAAAGCGCCCUUUGGCUGGUACCAUGUGCGCGCAAUCUUGGUUGCAGGUACCGGUUUCUUCACGGAUUCGUACGACAUCUUCUGCGUGUCUCUCUUGACGAUCAUGUUGGGUAUCGUUUACAAGCACGACAACAAGGGUGUUCUUCUCACACAACAAGACACAGCUAUCAAGCUUGCAACAUCAGCUGGUACCGUUCUUGGACAAGUCGGAUUCGGUACACUGGCCGAUAUUGUUGGACGUAAGAAGAUGUAUGGUCUUGAGUUGAUCCUGAUCAUCGUCGCCACACUCGCCCAGUCUCUCACUGGCCCUGGUCCCGGCACUUCAGUUGUCGGUCUGAUCAUCUUCUGGCGUGUAUUGAUGGGAAUUGGUAUCGGUGGUGACUACCCACUGUCUUCCAUCAUCACUUCUGAGUUCGCCACGACCAAAUGGCGCGGCGCCAUGAUGGGUGCCGUCUUCGCCAUGCAAGGUUUUGGUCAGCUCGGUGGUGCUCUGGUCAUGCUUUGCCUCGUUGCCGGUUUCAAGGACACGCUUUCAGGCGCUAAGGGCUACGCAGACUGUGAUGGUCAGUGCUCUAUCGCAGUUGACAAGAUGUGGCGUGCCCUUAUCGGAAUUGGCAUCGUCCCAGCCUGCAUCGCGCUCUACUACCGUCUUACCAUUCCCGAGACUCCUCGCUACACGUUCGAUGUCGCCCGUGACGUCGAGAAGGCCAACGCAGACACCAACCAGUACCUCUCUGGUAAGCAUGGCAACGGCGACCCUGAUGCGAUCGCCCAAGUUGCCCAGACCCAGGCCACUGCUCAGCUUGAAGUUCCCAAGGCUUCUUUCGGCGACUUCUUUAGGUUCUACGGCAAGCUCCGCAACGGCAAGAUUCUUUUCGGUACCGCAAUGUCAUGGCUCCUCCUCGAUGUUGCAUUCUACGGACUUGGCUUGAAUUCAUCGACUGUUCUCCAAGCUAUCGGCUACGCCAACGGUGACAAUCUGUAUCUUAAUCUACACAACCUUGCUGCCGGUAACGCUAUCUUGGUGUGCGCUGGAGCUAUUCCCGGAUACUGGCUUGCGGUUGCGACUAUUGAUACUGUUGGACGCAAAACACUCCAACUCGCUGGUUUUACCAUUCUCACCAUCCUCUUCAUUGUCUGGGGAUUCGCCUACAGUCACCUCAGCCACCACGCCAUGUUGGCCAUCUACGUCCUCAUCCAGCUCUUCUUCAACUGGGGUCCCAACACGACCACCUUCAUCGUGCCUGGAGAGUGCUUCCCAACUCGCUACCGUUCCACAUCUCACGGAAUCUCUGCUGGCUCAGGCAAGAUCGGCUCCAUCAUCGCUCAGGGAGCUAUCUCUCCUCUUCGAACUCGGGGCGCUACAGCGACGAACAAGAACCCAUGGUUGAACCACGUCAUGCAAAUCUUCUCAGCUUUCAUGUUCUGUGGUAUCUUCACUACCCUGCUGAUCCCGGAGACCAAGCGCAGGACGCUCGAGGACCUGGCGCAAGACUGGGAUAUGGGUGAUGAGUCCAUCACUGGUACGGAGUACGCGCGCAAGGCGGAGAACCGCAGCAGCGACGAGGCUGGUACCACUGAGCUCAAGGCUUAG
This is a messenger RNA of Alternaria incomplexa, 1704 nucleotides long. RefSeq names its product acid phosphatase pho5 (gene PHO5). Gene Ontology annotation, molecular function: phosphate transmembrane transporter activity. Gene Ontology annotation, biological process: transmembrane transport; phosphate ion transport. Gene Ontology annotation, cellular component: membrane. Lineage: Eukaryota; Fungi; Ascomycota; Dothideomycetes; Pleosporales; Pleosporaceae. The record is from RefSeq and is a predicted model, not a curated record. The coding region runs from base 1 to 1704 and encodes 567 amino acids. The transcript is spliced from 4 exons.